Messenger RNA from Neoarthrinium moseri, 957 nucleotides. RefSeq lists its product as uncharacterized. Lineage: Eukaryota; Fungi; Ascomycota; Sordariomycetes; Amphisphaeriales; Apiosporaceae. Gene Ontology annotation, biological process: mycotoxin biosynthetic process. Bases 1 to 957 code for a protein of 318 amino acids. The record is from RefSeq and is a predicted model, not a curated record. The transcript is spliced from 3 exons.
AUGGCAGCCAAUGACGAGGUAGUAAUGAACGAUCUGAUUGAUCCCACGACCAAAGCUAGCCGUAGCAUGUCGAGUGAAGGGGAGCGACUCAUGUCGCAGGACGAAGAGACAUUUAUGGAAGAUGACCAUAUCGCAAGCAGGUUCAAUCGAAGUAACAGCCUCAAGAGGAGUUUGAGGUAUUCGCUCUUCGCCAACAGUUUGCUUCUUUUUAUUGUCAUGAUGGGAACGGUCGUCUGGGUCACUGACGGCUGGCCUUUCACGUGGAAUAUGUCUUUACGAAGAAACAACCCGUACUCUCCCUGGCUCGACGAAUGGAAAUUCGAUUUCCAUGAUGAUGAAAUCAAUGGUACAAUGUGGGAUCUUGACUCUAUAUUCCGUCAGCUACCUGGUAACCCAGAAGGUGAUGCGGAAUGGGAAAGAGUCACAGCCUUGAGCUUGAUCACAUUCAAAGCUGAGCAACUGAAGAAGAUGGGACGUAAUCCACGCGAGGCUGCCAAAGUCCCUCCGGAGUGGGGUCACGGAGAUGACGAAUACGUCGCGUCCCUAGAUGUACAGCAUCUUCUACACUGUCUUUGGAGAUUGCGUGCUUACAUCUUUUUUCCUUACUACUUUGAACCAGACUUGGGCCCUGGAAGCAAUACAAUGAACAUGCCAUGGCAGCACAAGGCCCAUUGUCUGCAUUGCCUCGACGUUAUUUUGCAAGAUCUCCGAUGCAGGCCAAAUGUCGUGGUCAACACUUGGGAGUUCAUCGACGGAGCGCAGCGGCCGUUUGUCGACGUGCGGAACAAGGUGCAGUGUGUUAACCAUAAUGCCAUCCUAGACUGGCAAAAGAAGAAGACUUAUCUGUCUAUGGGGGACUAUCAAGCAUUAAGGUCACGCCCAGAUAGUGUAUUUCAGAUCAAACCUGUUGGUGUUGAUCCACAGCUUGAUAAUUUAGAGAAAGUGUGGAGUGAAUAG